Drosophila teissieri is the source of this 839-nucleotide messenger RNA. RefSeq names its product gametocyte-specific factor 1 homolog. The transcript is spliced from 2 exons. NCBI's taxonomy places the organism in Eukaryota, Metazoa, Arthropoda, Insecta, Diptera, Drosophilidae. The coding region runs from base 75 to 518 and encodes 147 amino acids. The record is from RefSeq and is a predicted model, not a curated record.
CUUAUUUGCGAGCCAAAUUCAUUAAUUCAAUCGAAGUCGGCGGAGGAGGCUUAUAACAAAAAUUAGUAUUAAAAAUGUCUGCGCUUCCUAAUUUUGAGGAGUAUGUCAUUUGUCCAUACGAUAGCGCUCAUCGUAUAUUGCCGGUCCGCUUGACCUAUCAUUUGACUCGUUGUGCCAAGAACUUUCCAUCGGUCAAGUUAGUCCGCUGUCCAUAUAAUACCACCCAUCUACACUCGGUAGCUGAUAUGCGGAACCAUGUCAUCGAGUGCCCCAAUCGAUCGGCCGCGGAGCGCUUUAAGCUGCCGGACGUCUUGCCGCCUGUGGAACCGCCACCGCGUGAAUUUCUGAUCGAAAGUGCUGAGGACUGGGAUGCCGAGCCGCCAGUUCCGACUUACAAUCCGGCAGCUUACUGUGAGAAAGAGCCCAUCAUCCGUAAUUUGCAAGGAGCUCCGCCCGCCGCUCGUCGGGCAUUCCGCGAAAGCGAACGCCGGCGAUUCAGAGAAAUGAAUCAGCAUUAGAUGCUCCGUGUUAUGUUCCAUUAUACCUACAUAUUAAUAUAUCCACAUACUUACAACCCACACAACAUACAUAUAGCGAUCGGUUUAAAUUCUUACAUACAAAUGUACAUAUGUAAUUUGAUACAGUUCCAAGAAGGAGCAGCGAUCUGGCGUUUUUUUGUUUGUUAGCUUAGGUCAGCGUAUAAUUGAAUACAUAUUGUCUUGUCAUCAAAUAAGAAUCAGUUAAUGUUAGGAAUCUUCAAAAUAUCAUUUCGUAAAUAUUCAUAUGGUAAUAUAGAUUACAAAUAAAAAAGAUCAGCUGAAUACACCUUCAACGGUAAA